AUGACGCCCCCGGCGUCUUAUACCAGAGCGUUUUCUUUGGUUGAUUCAAUAGCCGGGUCUCACCAUGUGGACGAAGAUCGAGAGGCAGAGCCUGACCUGGAGCAAGACCGGGCAUACUAUACCGCACAUGGGCAGUUUGCUGACCGGGUCGCGGCUGCCAUAGAUGUGAGAGCAGGAUCUACCCCGAUCCCCAGUCAUCAGAUCCCACUAGUAGAUGCUCCGCUAUUUGGAGAUCUUGACCUCUCUUCUAACUCUUGUGUCUUGUUAUCGUCGACCGAGUUACCUCCCCGAGCAUAUGCUGAUCAACUAAUUGAUAUAUACUGGCAACAUAUUGAUCCUAUGGAGCCGGUGUUAGAUCGCCAACGGUUUCUUGAGAACUAUGGAAAUGUAUAUGCAACAUCCGUAGCACCACUCUCCGCAAACUACGACCACCGGCGUACUAUUCUCAAUCUAGUUUUUGCACUGGCAGUCCAAAGACAAGAGCAAAUCCCGCGGUAUCAGAGGAACAAGGAGGGAAAUUGCUUUUUCCAGCGCGCAUGGGCCCUGCUUCCAGCUGAAUCUAUGCUAUGGCAACCUGGAUCUCUCGAGCUUGUGCAGUGCUUGAUGUUAAUGAAUCGAUAUCUCCAUUGUACCAACAAUCAGCAGAAGACAUGGAUGACAGCGGGGUUAGCAAUGCGAAUUGCGCAGAGCAUGUGCUGUCACCUCCCCGAGUCGCCUUUUGCAAUGAACCCUAGUGACGACAAAGCGCUAAAGCAGAAAAUAUGGGCUAGCUGUGUUGCCCUCGAUCGGUAUGUCAUGGAACGGCCGCCCCUUUAUAAUUGUCACUGGCUCAUUUCAUAUAGAUGCAUCUCUUGGUCACUAGGUAAAACAUCGGCGUUGGUGCUAAUUCCAUCGCCACCAACCAGUAGCAACCAACGAUUAGGCCACAACUCGAUACAUAAUAACUGGGGAUUGGAUCUCCACGAAAUCGGGAAUCAAAUCCAGUUGGCGCAGAUACAGAUGCGAACUAGUCUCGCAGCCAGAUUUCGCCCUCCACUUUUAUCCCAGCAGGACGAGUACCAUAAAUCGGCAUUGCAACUAGAUGCAUAUCUUCGAGAUUGGGAAAAUAACCUUCCUGGCGACUGGCAGUUGCAGAACCUCAAGAUGGUUUCCGACAGGUCGCAUCGAGCUGAGCGAUACGUGCUUCAUCUUCGGUGUGUCAAGAAUUUUCCCCUCUUACUAGAAUCGAUUGACAAUGUUCUAUGUAGCUAUCUCCACCACCGAAUCUUUCUCUACAGACCCAUGCUCGCCCGGUUCUACUCGAUAAAAGCAGACACCUCCUCACUUGGGACACCAAGCCUAAGCCACCGGCUCCUCCGUGAAUGUGCCAGCAUGUGUAUCGAAGCCGCACAGAAUGUAGUCUCAUUGGUAAAAGAGACACUCGAGCCAGAUGAGCCCAUCGGGCUCCUUCCGUGGUGGUACAGAAUAUACUAUCUUCACAUCGCGGGGUCCAAUUUCCUGGCAGCCAUGUUUCGGUCAGAUCUGUUUACAGCCUCUGUUUCCCAGUCUUGGGAAAAUGUGCUGCUGGCUCUUCACGCUCAUGAACACUUGAGUCCCUACAUUCAACAGUGUGUGUGGACAUUCGAGGCCCUGGCAGCCAAGAUCACGAGUAAGCCAUACCCCGGUUUGGAUGGCAGUGGGUGUGAUUUGAUGGUAGAUGGAUCUGCGAGUGUUUGUUUCGAUGAUAUCUUCAAGGAUGUUGAUUUCGACUUUGACAACUUUAUAUUUGGACCCGAGGAGUUCGGAGAAGGGUUGCUUUGA
Penicillium coprophilum is the source of this 1800-nucleotide messenger RNA. Its product is annotated as putative transcription factor. Gene Ontology annotation, molecular function: zinc ion binding; DNA-binding transcription factor activity, RNA polymerase II-specific; RNA polymerase II cis-regulatory region sequence-specific DNA binding. Gene Ontology annotation, cellular component: nucleus. NCBI's taxonomy places the organism in Eukaryota, Fungi, Ascomycota, Eurotiomycetes, Eurotiales, Aspergillaceae. The transcript has a single exon. The coding region runs from base 1 to 1800 and encodes 599 amino acids. Gene Ontology annotation, biological process: positive regulation of transcription from RNA polymerase II promoter by galactose; DNA-templated transcription. The record is from RefSeq and is a predicted model, not a curated record.